AUGGCACCAGUUGAACAUCUCCCGGAUAACAACAUCUCUUGGAAGCUUCUGCUUGGAAGUAUCAUCACCAUCGUACCAGCGACUCUAUGCGUGAUUGUACGAUUUGUGUCCCGCCAUGUCGCCCGCGCUGGACUAUGGUGGGACGACUAUACCAUUGCGAUAGCUCUGGUGCUGAACAUGGCCACGGCUAUUUUGAGAUGGAUACAGAUCCCGGCGUAUGAUUAUGGGCGUCAUCCUGAGUACGUGUCUAAGGAAAAGAAGAUUGGAUUUGGAAAGACUUUUCUCGCUAUCCAAAUCCUAUACUUCCUCAAUGUCACCAUGACAAGGGCAUCAAUACUGCUCCUCUACCGCCGCAUUUUCGGCGUCGUCACUCGCUUUCGUCGCGCCCUCUAUUUCGCCGGAAUCCUUCUCAUCCUCUACUUCGUCUCAUGUGUAAUCGUAUCAAUCGCAGGAUGUUCACCAGUCUCCAAAUUCUGGGACACAAGCCUCCCAGGCCACUGCAUUAACGAAGUGGCCUUCUUCCGCUGGAACGGCGUUGCAAAUGUGUUUCUCGAUUUAAUGGUGCUUCUCCUCCCACUGCCAAUGAUCUGGCGAAUAAAGACAACAAGGCGACAGAAAUGGCUCCUGACGGGGAUAUUCCUACUAGGUGGCUUUGUCUGCGUCGUCUCCAUUGUCCGCGUUGUCCACUUUAACGUCGCAAAUUUUGGUGAUCCGACUUACAGUAGUCUCAGUCCAGCAACUUGGUCCUCGGUUGAGCAAUCUACCGGAAUAGUCUGUGCUUGUCUUCCAACAUUCCGUCCGCUUUUCCGCACUCUGUAUGGCCCGUCAAGGUCGAAGGCGUCCUCUGUUAGAGGUAACGGCUCGAUCUCUGACUCUCAGGAUCGGGACUCUUUUCGUCGUUCUAUGUCGCAGUGCGAUGAAGAUAGCAGUAUCGUUCGCUUUUCUUCUCAACAGGGCAUGCGCGGUGCAUCCGCACAUCGGCUAGACACGAUUCAGAAUGUCGGUCACAGUCCGACCUCGGGGUAUCAAGAUGAUGAGCGUCCUGGAUCGCAGAGCUCGCAGACGAAUAGACCGGUUUCUGCAGCU
Molecule: messenger RNA, 1086 nt
Organism: Penicillium bovifimosum
Lineage: Eukaryota; Fungi; Ascomycota; Eurotiomycetes; Eurotiales; Aspergillaceae
Exons: 4
Source: RefSeq, a predicted model, not a curated record